AUGGCAGACAAAUCGGCUUACAUGUCGGCUGGCGGCUACUCCAGCGGCUACAUGGGCAGCAACGCCUCCUCGUCCAACUACCAACGCGAAGAGUACGCCCAGGGCAACAGCGGCAACGCCGGCGCCGGAUCCGGUGGCGUCUCCAACCGUGAGUUUGAGAAAGGGGGACUCUGUCGGGCUUCGUAAUAGCUCAAGGGGACUCUCUCGGGCUCCGGAGUAGCUCAAGAGGACUCUUUCGGGCUUCCGAAUAGCUCAGGGGGACUCUCUCGGGCUUCCGAAAUAGACCAAGGGGACUCUCUCGGGCUCCGAAAUAGCUCAAGGGGACUCUCUCGGGCUUCUCUUCGAAGUGCACGGCCCGUCUCUGUGCAUGCGCCUUUAAUAUGACGGGUUAGGCGCUCACAGAGACAGGCCGUCUUCGAAAGGAAGGGCUCCGUAGCUCCGUCGUUUCGAGUGGCCACUUGAGCGGCGUGACCCUAAAGUGGUUGCUUGAAACGAAACCAGAAAGAAACGUCCCUGGCGUGUCCGGUCCGCGUUGAAAAAAAAUUAGCUUUGGUCUACUCAAAAACUUUAGAAACAUAAGCUUUUUACACGGAUUUCAUUUUGACUUCAACAUUUCUCAUACCCCCCCCCCCUCCUGGAAAGCCUUUUCUAACUUGUUCAUUUUCAGCGGGAGCUCAAGUUUUCAAGGCUCGAACUGACCAAUCCGCCUACCUUGGCCCGUAA
Molecule: messenger RNA, 723 nt
Organism: Caenorhabditis auriculariae
Lineage: Eukaryota; Metazoa; Nematoda; Chromadorea; Rhabditida; Rhabditidae
Source: the annotation of a GenBank genome assembly